CAAGCACAACCGGAAGUGUGGCAAGACGAGCUCGGAAGUGAGCUCAAGAGUCCACCAUAUUGUUGAGGGGCAAAAUACUGUUCACGCUGGGAAGGAGGAAAUAUGUCGGCUUCCUUGCUGAGAAAGGGUCUGGAGCUGCUUGAGGCGACAGGAGCAUCCUCUUCCCAGCCCAAGAAAGUGGCAUCCUCUGCCAGACCGACCAAGCAGUUGCUGAAAAGGUUGAGAAAGAAGAAGAAGCGGCUGGGGCCUGGAAGAAACAAGGCCACCGUCAAAGGCAAAGUGGUCAAAUCUGCUUUAGAGGAAUAUAGGAAACAUCAAGCUGUUGACCAUUUUGAGGAGAAUAUGCGGUACAUGAUGAGCAAUCACUUCGUUACAGACAACACUGUCACUAAAAAGAUUUUGGACCAAAACAGAGGGAGGAAAGCUAAAGACCGUUCCCAAGAGGAAGCAAAGAAAAAGCCUUCAGACACGGUAUUCACUGAGGAAGACUUCCAACGAUUUGAGAGGGAGUAUUUUGAGGGAGCUGGAAGAGUCUGACCAAAGAGACUGUUUCUCAUUGUUUACAGAUCCUUUUUGUGUGUUUUUGGGAUACAUAUUUUCAGAGGGUGCAGAACCUUUACAUCUGAUUUUUCAGUUAUCUAAUGUGUGAUUUUGCAGUUUGUCCUGUGUGCAUAGAAUCUUUAUUUCCCUAUCACCAGGAUGCAAACUGCUCAUUUACAUUUACUUGCUGCUGUAAUCUAGAGUAACUAGAUAGAAUGAAAUCUCCCAUCAUCGUAUAUCAGAGAGAAGCUGAUUGCCCAAUUUGGGAGCGAGGAAAGUCUUCUAGAGCAUAAGCACAGGACUCCCAAUUUGAUUCAAGAAACACAACACUGGAAUAUUAUGCCUAAAACAUAACCAAGUUGCUACUAUUUGGAAGUCUUUUAUAUGUACUGUAACAAGUACUGUGGCACUAGCCAAAAGAAAUGGGAAUCUGAAGUAGUUUCAUAAGAGUAGUAGCAUAAAUCCAGGUUUGUUGUUAUGCUUGUACUCUGCAGACUGAUGCAGAUUAUAGUUCCCUAUUAUCCGGUCAUGUGAAAAUACAUCAAUCUCAAUAUUGUAUUAAUAAAUGAGCAGUGUAGUACUUCUGCAGUCACUCAUCAAAUUAAAAUUGUCUUUUUAAAAAAGGUUCAUUUUUUAAGUAUUGGAAAACAAUGAUUGGUUAUCACACCUUACGUUGCAGACCUUUGGAAAGUGAGCAAGGUGUAGGCAUCGUGAUAUUGGGAGUAUACAGCCCUGGGAAGGAUGACUUUAAAAACAAACUCCAACCUCCUACAUAGUUUUGAUACCUUAAUAAUUGCUCUUUUCAUAUUAAGGACUCACUCAUGUUGGGAAGUAAUGAGUGCUCGGGCGUGGUUUUCAAAUGUAUGGUUCUUUAAUAUACCUUUAAUCAACCAGCAUAUUUAAUUAUAUGCUAGAAUUGCUGCACUGCAGUGUCUACAUUUUGUAUUUCAAUUUAUUCUAAGUGACUUGGGUCCCUCCAGGAUUACUCCACUUCCAGCUCAGUAAAACUGAGUAUGAAAACCUUUUAAGCUCAACUCUUUGCCACCAGUUGUAACGUUUUACAAAAGGAGCCAAGAUAAUUUUCAGGACACAAGGCAAGACAGUGCACAAAUUAAACUGUAUUGGAGACACAGCUAAAGAUGUUUGGUUCUGUUUGUAUUUCCUUCAUGUGGAUCAAAGCAAAGUUCAUUUAUGGUUGCAAUAAAUAAUUUGCCCAAAAGGUGGCAGAAACUUCAA
This is a messenger RNA of Anolis carolinensis (green anole), 1776 nucleotides long. RefSeq names its product ribosomal protein S19 binding protein 1 (gene rps19bp1). NCBI's taxonomy places the organism in Eukaryota, Metazoa, Chordata, Lepidosauria, Squamata, Anolidae. The coding region runs from base 103 to 537 and encodes 144 amino acids. The record is from RefSeq and is a predicted model, not a curated record. The transcript is spliced from 4 exons. Gene Ontology annotation, cellular component: nucleolus. Gene Ontology annotation, molecular function: enzyme binding.